Molecule: messenger RNA, 1368 nt
Organism: Acanthosepion pharaonis
Lineage: Eukaryota; Metazoa; Mollusca; Cephalopoda; Sepiida; Sepiidae
Source: the annotation of a GenBank genome assembly
AUGUCUUUCUUCAUCAACAGUUAUUCUUACAUUUCUAUAGUUAUUAUUAAGUCUUUCUUUUCAUUUAAUUUUCUCUUUUCUUUCUUUAACUUCCGCAUACAUCAAUUUGAAACGCCUGUUCCCACCAAAAUAGUGUAUUUCUUUCCUUCCGCUCCUUCUGUUUUUAUUUUUUAUUUUUUUUCCUCUCUUAUUUUCUUUUUUCGCUGUUUGUCUUUUUAUCCUUUUCUUUCUUAUUCACUUCUCCUCUCUUUCUCGGCGCUUCUUCCUUUCGCCUCCCUCUUUCUUUUGCUUCUCUUCUCUUCUUUCCUUCUUUCUUUCUUUCUUUCUUUCUUUCUUUCUUAUGUUCUUUCGCUUCUUUUUCUUUCGUUUCUAUUUUUUCCUUCUCUACUUUUUUCUUUCAUCUUUCUUUCGCUUUUAUUAUCUUUCUUCUUUCUUUUGUUUCUCUUCUUUCUUUUGCUCUUCUCCUUUUUCUAUUUUUUCUUUCUUUCGCAUCUCUUCUUUCUUUUGCUUCUCUUCUUUCUCACUUUCUGUCCCUUAUCUCCUUUCUUUCACAUCCACUUUUCGUUUAAUUCUCUUCUUUCUUUCACUCCCUUUUUCUUUCACUACGUUUUCUUUUUCUUUUGCAUCUCUUCUUUUUCUUUCGCUUUUCUUCUGUCUCUCCUUUCUUUCAAUUCCCUAAUCUUUUUCUCUCCAUUUUCUUUCGCUUCUUCUAUUUUUUCUGUGAUUUCUUCUCAUCUUUCUUCAUAUUUCUUCUCUUUUUAUUCUCUACUUUUACUUAUUUUCUCUUUGUUAUCGUUUCUUCUUCUUCUUCCUCUUCUUCUUCUUCUUCUUCCUCCUCCUCUUCUUCUUCUUCUUCUUCCCUUCUUCUUCUUCUUCUUCCGAGUCUUCUUCUUCUUCUUCUUCUUCUUCUUCUUCUUCUUCUUCUUCCGAGUCUUUCUUACAAUACUUCAUUAUUUUUUCGUUUUUUAUCGCGGCUUUCUUCAUCCUUUUCAUUAUUUCUAUCUAUCUUAUUGCUUAUUCUUUUCAUUCUUCUUUCGUCUUUUUUCUUUUCUUCAUUUCUUUCUUUCUUCCUUCCUUCUUUUUUCUUUCUUUUACUUCUUUUUUUUUACUUUACUUACAUUUAAUUCUUUUCUUUUCUUUUUCUUCAUCUUCUAUAUUUGCUCUUUUUCUGAUUCCCCUCCUUUUUCUUCUCUUCUUUUUCUUUUCCUCUCAUUUCUUUUCGUCUUCUUUGACUUUAUUCAUAAUUUUCCUUACUUCUUUGAAUUUUAUUUUGCAGACUCAAUCAACCGGAAGAAUCGUCAGCUUUUGUUAUCUUUAGAGGUAAGUUUGAACCACAAUAUGCGUCCAAUUCAUAUUAUAAUUGAAUAA